CGGACGCCGAGCAGCCGAUCGGUCGAGUGAACGUUGCGGACAAGUGCUUGCCCGUCGCACCAGAUGGGUCUGCUGCAAGCAGUCGGAGCUCCCCACCUUCGACUCCCGAUGCCCGUGAGAAGGGCGACUGAGCUAGGCCUAGCUCUCACACCAAGGGCGACGUCAGCUCUCCUGGCUACCCCUCCACUUCACACGCAUGUCUCACCGAGCUGACCUUUUUAAAGCUGGCCUUGCGCAGCAACGUACGCUUUGCUCUCUUGACUUCAGCUCCGCCUACGAAGCUCCGAUCCUACUCGUACGGCGCUACAUUUGAACCUGGCCGCUUCGUCAGGUGGGAGGUUCUCUUCAUCAUUUUUUUUUUUUGAAAAAAAAAAUUCCCAAAGAUAUUCUAGAAAACUGUGAAACCGCACCGUCCUACUCUGCCCUACUCUCCCUUCCUCUCCCAAGAAAGGAUUGUUUGUCGCAGCCCAAGUGGGAACAUGGCAGGCAAAGUGGACGAGGCCAUGGAGGCGAUCAUGAAGUCGCGCUCGAUGCCGGACGUCCCCGUGAACUUUGUGCCUGCAAAGGCUGGUGAGAUCAUCAAGCUUGGCCCCAUUACGUGCCGCGUGCUUGAGGAUGGCUCUCGAACGGACAACCGCAUAGGCGUCGCCGAGUUCACACUUCCUCCUCGCACAAAGGGUCCGCCGGCACAUUGGCACGAGAUGCACGACGAGAUGUUUCUCACCACGCAAGGAACCGUCCGGUACCACGUUCCGGGCAAGCCGGACAUCGACGCGGCAACGGGCGACUUCGUGUCCGUGCCGGUGCGGGCGCCGCACACCUUCUCCAACCCGUUUGACGAGGAGGCCAAGUUCUUCAACACGUACACGCCCGCCUUCUACAUCAACUACUUCAAGCUGCUGGGGAGCAUGAUCGAGGAGGGCGGCGAGAUGACCAAGGAGAAAAACCUCAUGGCUAUGGCGAACUACGCUACGCUGCCUGUGCCCCAGGACAAGAUGGAAACCACGUGGGACAAGAAAUAGAUGCAAAGCAGGCUUGCUCGCACGGGGAAGUUGUGGGAGGAGGUUCUGCCGCUGCCCUCGCUAUCUUCGAUGUGGUAUCAUGGCGCCUCGCCCCUUCCCUGUGGAGAGACAUCAGAACAAGAAGAGAGCAUGCGGAGUGAAUUAGGGCUUAGUAUAGCAUUAGGCCAUAUGAAAUUCGUAUGCAUAUGCGUUUGCUACAGCAGCG
Verruconis gallopava is the source of this 1227-nucleotide messenger RNA. RefSeq lists its product as uncharacterized. The coding region runs from base 480 to 1022 and encodes 180 amino acids. NCBI's taxonomy places the organism in Eukaryota, Fungi, Ascomycota, Dothideomycetes, Venturiales, Sympoventuriaceae. The record is from RefSeq and is a predicted model, not a curated record. The transcript is spliced from 4 exons.